This is a messenger RNA of Corticium candelabrum, 1509 nucleotides long. RefSeq lists its product as uncharacterized. The transcript has 7 exons. The coding region runs from base 377 to 1285 and encodes 302 amino acids. The record is from RefSeq and is a predicted model, not a curated record. Lineage: Eukaryota; Metazoa; Porifera; Homoscleromorpha; Homosclerophorida; Plakinidae.
UAGGAGUUUCGACACAAAAGGUUUGAUUUUAUAAACGCCAACUUGGUUUUCUUCGUUCUCGAUCUUGCUAGCAUACAACAAAAUGUAGUUAGAGCCAACUGCCUUAGUUAUGAAAGUGUGGUCACCAUUGGCCAUCAUAAGCUUGAAGACAGCGAAGGCGAAAACGCACGUGCAUGGCCAUUGAAUUGGCUUGCUUCUAACACGUCAGUUACUUGCCACAAACAGUGCAAACGAGGUGCGAGGAUUCCGUCAUGACAUCAGCAUCGCAUUUCAGUACUUGUUUUAAUACGGGUCAACGACGACAGACUCGUCGAAGUGGCAGCUACAGUUGAAACGGCGUUUGCUCACUCUGAAGGUGUGGGACGAAAGACUAGACAUGAUUACAAUUCUGUUGACGCUCCUAUGGGUUGUCGGUUUAGUCCGGUCGAAACAGGGUACAGACGUCUUCUGUGGCGACAAGUAUCACCUGAGCAAUGAGAACGUGACCAUUUAUCAGCAAGAAAACAAGAGUCUUGUCUUGUCGACUAAUUCACCUUCUAGCAAGAACAUAACGUGGAUAUUAGAUCCUAAACAUCGCUCCAGAGCACAGUCUAUACGACAGCACCUAAGGAUAGACAAUCAGAGCAAUCUCAUCAUUGAUUUCAAUGCCAGACUGAAUGAUGUUGUCGUGUCGUAUUCUAUUAACAAAAGUUAUAGCAGCGCAACAGCCAGACUGCUAGUUGGCGAACCUCCUGUAAUCGAUGUUUACAACGACAGCUCUGUGACAAGCAAUUUGUCAACAUCUGAUGUAUCAGUUGGAAAGCGAGUGAUUUGCUUGAGUGUGAGAGCAAUUCCGUUUCCUACUCUGUCCGUCUCUUGCAAUGGUGUGAGAGUCAGAUCAUUCGAUAAACAGCAAAAUGGUGUCACAUGCUUCGACUUGUCUUGUGACAAACGCCUAAGUGUCGUUGCAAAAAAUUGCUUCGGAAACAAACGCUUGAAAUCCGAUAUCCAGACGCAGCCAGAUAUCGGUGUGCCGACACCCACUCCACUAUCUACCAACACAGAACAUUCCACUGGCACGCCAAGCGUCUCUGCAGCAUACACCUCUCCUCAGUUCAUAACACAUUCUGCUGAUCACAGUGCACAAUUGCCGACAACAACAAUUGCUGUUGCUAUAUCCGUCUCUUUACUAUUGUUAUUAAUCAUAGCCAUUGCCAUGGUGAUCCUAGUACCACGGUGGGCAAAGAAACAGUACAACGUGAAAUCCAACCAACAAGCAGUUUGGAUACGUAAAAACGUCGAAUAAGUGAAGCUUCGGAGUCCCACACAGCCCUUGGGAGUCUCAAACUAUACUUUCUGCACGAUACACAUGUUUAUCAACGCAACUUGUUGUACUACUUUACACUGUAAUAGAUAUUGCUUACAUACAACGGGUCGCAAUUUCUAUUGCUUGAAAGCUUAAUACGUUAAAUGGAGAAUCAGCUGUAUAUUAAUUAACAGUUACAUAACCCUACAAAAGAGCUUUACCUC